GGUCAAGAAGAAUGAAGAGACUUAUUUUACAAGGAAUUUCUUUAGCGCUUUUUUUUCUAAGUACCUCAUCGUACGACAAUAACUAUGUUGAGGAAAUUUACAAGUGGAAACGCGUGGAGUACGAGAACUUACCAAAACCAGCAAAUUCCCUGGUCGGACCGUACAGGUAUUAUAUCCCGGAGAAUAUUGACAUAAUGGGAAUGGGUUAUCACUCAGCCAGUGGGUUAAUGCUCGUGGCAGUGGGCCGAUUAAGGCCUGGAACUCCGGCAACAGCAGCUGCAUUUUGUGCAAAAAAAUAUAAAUCAGGAUCGAGUCCUAAAUUAUGGGCAUUUCCAGAUUAUGAAACAAAUGCUCUCAGGGAUUCAGAUUUUUAUAAUAAAUUGAAUAGAAGAAAGAGAAAAGCGGCGAAUUCGCAAAGUAAUUCUGAUAUUGAUGGUCGUCAUUACGAUCAACAAAAGCUUACAUAUCAAAAACCGGAAACAACUUUUUUGGCAAGUUCAGAGAAAUUCAGGAUUAUUUCCGUAUAUCAAAUGAAUGUUGAUGAAAAGUGCCAUAGAGUAUUUUUUGUGGACGUUGGAGUUUUAGAUUAUUUUCUAAAUGGAACUAAUGUAAUUCAGAAACCAGCUCUUCUUGUUUACGAUCUCCCUCCUGAUGGAUGUGAAAGCCGCAAGUUUCGAUUAAUUCGGAGAGUUGAAAUUCCAGAUAGAGUUGCCAGCCAUAAUCCUUUUGGAAUUCUUUAUACCACUAUAGAUUAUCAAUCGGAAAAUUGCGAUGAUCUCUACCUUUAUAUAAUGAAUUUUGAUUCAUAUUUAAUAGUUUACGACUACAAAAGGAAUGAUUUUUGGCAUUUCACAAAUCAUCCUACAUUUCAGCCUAUUACUGCUGAAUCCUUCUUUGUGUAUGAAAAAACUUUACACUAUCAAUUGCUAGAAGGCCUGAUGUCUGUGGCUCUUGGAUAUCCAGAUAGAUAUGGAGAUCGUACAGCUUAUUAUCUAACAGGUGCAAGUACAGCCCAAUUUGCUGUAUCUACGAGAAUUCUAAAAGAUAAAAGAAAAUCUCUUACGCAUUACAAUUUAGAUGAUUUCAGAUUAGUUGGUUAUAGAGGAUGCCUGAGCAAUGCUGGAAAGAUGGCUGUAGAUUAUACUUACGGAGUUAUAUUUUAUGCUGAGCGUCAAUCAAAUAGAAUCAGAUGUUGGAAUAUGAAUAAACCUCUUAAUCCUGAUAAUCUCGGCGUGGUUUUUGAGUCCGACAAGAUCCAAUAUCCUUUGACAAUCUUUAAGGAUUCACGAGGUUAUAUAUGGUUUAAUUCCUGCAGAUUGCCUGUUUUGGUUUUCACCAACACAUCAUUGGAUCUUAAUGAAGUGAACAAUAGAUUUUUUAGGAUUAAAGUUCGUGACGCGAUUCGCGGAACAGUAUGUGAAAAUAAUUAGAAAUUUAUAAUAAAUUUUGUAUGUUUG
Molecule: messenger RNA, 1457 nt
Organism: Phlebotomus papatasi
Lineage: Eukaryota; Metazoa; Arthropoda; Insecta; Diptera; Psychodidae
Product: L-dopachrome tautomerase yellow-f2-like
Exons: 2
Coding region: 12-1430 (472 amino acids)
Cellular component (GO): extracellular region
Source: RefSeq, a predicted model, not a curated record